CUUCUUUUUCUGAUUGGCUCGAGAAACUGGAUUCACGGAUGUUGUGUUCAUGACGAGAACAUAACGGAAAUCACCUUCCAAAACACCAUUAUUUCGUCAGGCUAUACAGAAAGUAGCGGUCGGAUUUGUUUGAAGUACUUUAUAGUUUGUCAGGAUGUGUAAAGUAAUCUCGAGUACAAUUUUAGUACUGUUCAACAUCCCACUUGUGAUUAUUGGUUUAGGACUUGUGGUUUUUGGUGCUUUAAUACGAUGGAAUGAAAAACUUUUGGUUGAACGAAUUACUCCUACGAUUAUCGAAGAGAUAGAUGAUGAGAAUGCACGUGAAGCUGCUCAAAAAUUAGUAGAAGAAAGAAUAACGUUAUUUGCUUCUUAUGGUUUGGCAAUUUUCUUGUUCGGUCUCUUCAUUUGCGUAUUGUCGCUCUGUGGAAUAUGUGGAGUAUGCUGCAAGAGUAAAAUCUUACUUGGAUUAUAUGCAGCAUUUCUUCUAGUCAUAUUUUUGGCGCUGCUUGUGUUCACUAUUGUAUUUGGAACACGUAAACACUGGUUCCGUGAUGAGCUGGGUAUAAGUUAUAGAAGAUCAAUUACUAGUGAUUAUCAUAUGGACAAUAAUUUUCCACCAAACACCGGUUUUACUGUAUUUGUUAAUGAAAUUCAACGAAAGCAUAAAUGCUGUGGUUCUUUUGACUAUCGUGACUUCCAAGAUAAUGAAUCAUUCAAACGACAAAAUUAUAAGAUUCCAGCCUCUUGUUGUAAAGAUAUAAAAGACAAAGAAUGCUGGGAACGUCCAACAACACAGAAUAGUUAUAAAGACACUGGUUGUUUCGAGUUUCUAUGGUCAGCGGCACAAUCAAGCUAUCGAAUUAUUCUUUAUAUCUUGAUUGGUCUGUUAUUACUUACGGUUAGUUAAUUAACUUAUUUUUUAAUUCAGCAUCUAAUUCAUAGGAACUAUAUACGACAUGGUGCCUUCAUUAAUUUAACCAAGGCCAAAACACUACGAAUAAUGAAACGAAUCCAUUCUAUUUCAAGGCUUCUAAUCAGUUGCAAACAGCUUGAAGUUACAAAGAACAAUGUAAUUAGAAACAACGGUAUGAUCCAUUUUAGUUGGUCAACUUCAUACUGAUAUCUGAAACGAAUCUGCAAGUCACAAAGAUCAACAUUGAAUACAAGAUUCAGUACUGCAGUAAAUUAAAAGUAUCACAUAAUAUACGUCAAAAAUAAGAUAAACAACUGGCAAUGUAAAUUGGAGUUAACUAUCGAUAAUUAUGAUAAAAUAUUAUCAAAGACUAGACAAUAAUUAUAGUUUACAUUCGCGGUUAUCUCUAUCUACCUGCUGACACGAUAUUCAAGGGAGAAAAUGCAAUUGUUGUAGAGAAAACAAACAAUUUCACCAUUUUAUUUGCCUUAUAUCUCUGUCUCACCUAAUAUCCCAGUUGAAUUUAUCUUCAGCACGUAUACCCUAUUUAUUUAACGUAUUAUAUACAAAUACCUAGGAUCACCAUAUAAAUUAUAAAAUGCGAAACUGUCAAUUUAUAAAUAUUUGAUUAUGGUUACACAUUUUUGUCAUCAGUGUACUUCGUACUGAUCGGUUAAACACACAUCCACCAGAGUUAAAUUAACGCCAAGGAAAAGUUUCGAUUUAGGAAAAACAAAAACAAAACAAAAGAAAACUGUAAAAAGUGAACAGUUUAGAAAAGGUAUCCUGUAAAAUUCGAUUUCACUCGUCUUUUCUUCUUAUUUAAGACGCUUAACCCAUCUUGAAAGUGUUACAAAUAAACAUUUUAAAAGCGAAUAACGUUUAAUUUAGAAAAAGUCACUAGAAAAAAACCUCUUAUCUAACUUCAUUUUAUUGUUAUGCGGACAUUUAUUAUUAGUCACCUGACAUGUGUUAUUCUACUUGCUUUCUCAUUAUAUACAUAUCAAUAUAAACAUUAAUUCUAUAUUAUUCAAAUUAUAUUAGCGCCUAACCAAUAGAUACUGCACAUGGCUUAAUAAUAUGCAAGUUCUAUCGUACAUACUUUUUCAUAUGCUCUAUGUACAUUGUAGUAUAUAUAUAUAUGCUUAUCAUUCUGCUAACAUAUUCACCCAUUAAAUAUACUUCAUGUUUAUACCCCAUCCAUGUUUUUACUGAUUAUUAACCAUAUUUUUUAAGAAUUUUUAUUGUUAAUAUUAAUAUGCAAAUUAGUUAGAAAUGAAAGUGAACAACAUUUCAUAUUAAAGUUAAUUAAUAGUCA
Molecule: messenger RNA, 2231 nt
Organism: Schistosoma bovis
Lineage: Eukaryota; Metazoa; Platyhelminthes; Trematoda; Strigeidida; Schistosomatidae
Source: the annotation of a GenBank genome assembly